This is a messenger RNA of Hemisphaericaspora subhashii, 1659 nucleotides long. RefSeq names its product dolichyl-P-Man:Man(6)GlcNAc(2)-PP-dolichol alpha-1,2-mannosyltransferase (gene ALG9). Gene Ontology annotation, cellular component: endoplasmic reticulum membrane. The record is from RefSeq and is a predicted model, not a curated record. Gene Ontology annotation, molecular function: alpha-1,2-mannosyltransferase activity. Gene Ontology annotation, biological process: protein N-linked glycosylation. The transcript has a single exon. The coding region runs from base 1 to 1659 and encodes 552 amino acids. Lineage: Eukaryota; Fungi; Ascomycota; Pichiomycetes; Serinales; Debaryomycetaceae.
AUGAGACUAACACCGAUCCAAUAUGCAUUGAUUGGUCUUAAUAUAGCUUAUCGUCUAUAUUCAGCUAUAUAUAUGAUCAUUGCUGAUUGUGAUGAGACUUAUAAUUAUUGGGAACCCUUGAAUCUUUUAUUAAGAAAUUUUGGAAAACAAACUUGGGAAUAUUCACCUGAAUUUAAAAUACGAUCAUAUAGUUAUUUAAUCCCAUAUUAUAUAAUAGGGAAGUUUUUCCAAUAUUUCAACAUUGAACCAAUGUCAAUAUUUUAUGGGAUUAGAAUUAUUGCCUUGUCUGGAAUGACAAGCUUAUGUGAAUUAAUAUUAUUUAAGAAGUUGUUAUAUCAUUCAAAUAGUAUAGCCAAUUGGUGGUUAUUAUUUAGUUCAAUUGCUCCAGGUAUGAGUCAUGCUGGUGUCGCGUUGUUGCCUUCGACAUUGGCUAUGCAAACUACAAUUCUUGCAAUGAGUUGUAUAGUAGAAAUGGUAAAGAAGUCUGGGUCUAGUAGACAAAGUCCAUUAAUUGGUGCAAUUUUCUGGUAUUUGGUAGGUGGAUUGUUGGGUUGGCCAUUUUCAUUUGCGUUGGGUUUGCCAAUUGGAGUGUAUACUUUGUCUAUGGUAUUAACUAAGAAGAUCCCAUUUGGAAUAUUAAUUAAAUGUUUUGGUGUGUUGUUGAUUGUUAUUAUCCCUAUAAUUGUUAUUGAUUCAAUCUUCUAUCAAAAAUUCCCAAUAUUUAUUCCUGCCAAUAUUGUAUUAUAUAAUGUGUUUGGUGGAGAAGGUGAAGGUCCAGAAAUAUUCGGGGUUGAACCAGUUUCAUACUAUAUUUUUAAUUUGAUACUUAAUUUUCAUGUUUUGGUUCCAUUGUCAUGCUUGGGUAUUUUCUUCAAUCCAUUUAUUACUCAAUUGAAAUCAUUAUCAUUGUUUAUAUCCCUGCAAUUAGUCAUAUGGUGUCUGAUAUUCUUUUUGCAACCUCAUAAAGAAGAAAGAUUUCUUUAUCCAAUAUAUCCCUUGAUAUCAUUACUGGCUGCAAUAUUUUUAUCAAAAAUUAAUAAUUUCAUCAAGAAAAGAAUCAAUAUCAAAUUGAUUCAAAUUGGGUUUAUUAUUUCAAUUAUAGCUUUAUCAAGUUUAAGAAUCUUUAAUCUUGUUGAAAAUUAUAGUGCCCCGUUGACAACAUUUCAAAUAUUUUCCGAAUCAUCCCAGGUCUCAAGUUACAUAGAACCGCAAAAUGUAUGUAUGGGUAAAGAAUGGUAUCAUUUCCCAACUUCAUUUUUCCUUCCUGAUAACUAUAGACUUAGAUAUGUCGAUUGUGGAUUUGAUGGACUUUUACCGGGAGAUUUCCAUGAACUGUCCAGUUCAUUAAUUGAUUCAACUACAUUUAUCCCACCUCAUAUGAAUAAUAAGAAUCAAUUUGAAGUUGAUAAAAUAAUAUCAUUAGAACAAUGUGAUUAUUUUGUUGAUAAUUCACAAGUUAGAAGUCAACCAAAGUUAAUAAAUCCAGAUUUAUCAUUAGUUGAUGAACAAUGGAAAUUAUUAACCUGUAAUAAGAUAUUAAAUCCUGAAGGUAAUCAUAAUCUAAUUGGGAAAUUAAUUUAUAUUCCAAAGGUUUUACGUAAAUUAAUUCCAUAUAAAGUUGAAUAUAUGGAAUUCUGUGUAUUAAAAAGACAAUCAUAA